Messenger RNA from Symbiodinium natans, 2808 nucleotides. The record is from the annotation of a GenBank genome assembly. NCBI's taxonomy places the organism in Eukaryota, Dinophyceae, Suessiales, Symbiodiniaceae.
AUGGGAAUCUGUGGCACUUCUGGCAAUUGGCCCAAUGAGACUGGUGCUCGUGAGGAGAUUGCCGCGCAUGAGUCGCAGACUUCGAGGCCUCUGGGCAUCGGCCACCGAGUGGUCUACACUGACAUGAUGGGGAUUUCCUCCUUGGGCACCGUGAGCGAAUUACGGCCAGAUGGCAGAAUCACCAUACGCUUUGAUUCAAGUCGUUGGGGAAGUGCAGACGUGACAAGCGUCAGCGUCCUGGCAAACAGCCUGCAUGUCCUCCCUUUGACUGCGCACCGUCCCACCUCUUAUCUUACCAGGGUUGGUCUUGAGACCUUGGAUGAAAGGAGAACGCUGCAGUGGGUCGACAUCGGGAGGCGUUCUCUCUCCCGCCUUGAAGCCAUGCCUCUGGAAAAUUCUCGGUGGUGCAAGGCCUACCGACGAGUUUGGAGCCCAUCAAAGGAACGCUACCUCUUCCACCCAUGCAGUGAGCCCUUGCGCAAGGGACUCCCAGUCUUGCCCGAGGGAGCCCUCACGAUGCCACCCGAAGGUGGGCCUGAGGAUGAUCUCCAAAAAGUGCCGCAGGAGUUCAGCCAAUUCGGCUCCUUUCUGACUAGCUGGACAGGUGAGUUUGCCCGGCUCGUUUUUGAGCAUUGUCACCGACGAUACUCUGAGAGCAUCCCCUGUGGCCUGCUGCUGCACAUGGCCCGGCAAAGUCGCGAGCUCUUUCUUGCUGAAAAGACCGUGCACCGGAUUUGCACGCCCCAGGAUGGGAAGUUGGUGAUCUUCGGGGAUACCCACGGUCAUCUUAAAGACUUGGUUCAUGUCUGGCUUCGGGAGGGCCUACCGGAUGACAGAACGCACUACCUCUUUAACGGUGACAUUUGCGACCGAGGGGAUGCUGCAGACCGCGGGGGCAUGGAGGCUGUUCAGAUCUGGGCCUGCGUCCUGAGUCACAAGUUAGCAUUCCCAGAGGCUGUCCAUAUGAACCGCGGCAAUCACGAGGAUCACCACUACUCCCUGCACUACGGCGCGAAAGGUUUUUAUGGCGAGCUGGAUCAUCGGUAUGCCGCAGACGAAGCCAAAGCCCUGAAGCUGGCUUUCAAGGAUCUCUGCGACUCCCUGCCGCUGAUGACCGUGGUGGACGAAGCCAUCGUCGUGGUGCACGGUGGGCUUCCACGCUUCAGGCAGGGCUCUCCGAAUGCUGCUAGCCUCCAGGAGAUCGAGAAGAUUCAACGCCCCCUGCAGGUUCAGACGCACACGGAGAAUCGUCAGGACCAGAUCGUCACGGAUCUGCUGUGGUCUGAUCCCCAGGAAGAGAAGGGCAUUGGACCAAGCAGCCGUGGGAAGAGUCUUGUGAACUACGGCCCGGACGUGGCCGCGGAGUUCUUAGUGGCGCACAAGCUGAGCCUUCUGGUGCGAUCCCAUGAGGUUGCCAGUGGCUGCGAGUGGUGGCACCCUUUCAAGUCUGCCGCAGGCUCGGACACGGUGGUGCCUCUGUCCUCCCAGCAGCAGGGCUGCACAGUCACCAUUUUCUCUGCCAGCGACUAUUGUGGACACUAUGACACAAAUCUGGGUGGCACCAUCGUUCUGAAGGGCUCUGCGCAGAGCUUCCACAUAGUCAGCCACAAAGCCUCGGAUGCUGCAGCGACUCUCAAGUCGCCGGAAACAACGGAGAAGGUCAAUGGCUCGGUCGGAGAGAUUCUCAGCGUCAUUGUUCAAAACAAGGGGCAGCUGCUCGCAGAGUUUCGAGCUGCCGAUGUGCACCCACAGCCUUCGGCCGGCUCAGGCUGCUUGCUCUCCACAGAAGAGUUCGCCGCGUGCUGCAGCCGUGUUGUGCCAGAGUUGCCAUGGCAGGAAAUCUGCUCAGACUAUGCUCCGCAGCUGCUGCUCCAUGGCGGCUCCAUCUGCUACCUGCGGCUUCUUUCCAAGUACCGAUUAGCCUUCCGGAGCAAGGAAACCGAGGCCAGCAUGCGGAUUGCAAUGGCAAACCACUUGUUCGGGUCCUUGCUGCGGGCCGAAGGCUGUAUACGACAGUUGCAGGAGAGGAUGGAAGACUUGACAUCUGAGGAAUUCCUAAUGUUCCUCGCAGACAGUGGUUGCUGUAUUCCACCCAAGCAGGUGCAAAUGUUGUACAGAUCCCUGGCCCUGACCAGCAGCAAGAGCAUGUUUGAGAAUUUCGUGGGUGCGCUGUCAGUCACCUUCCGGCAGAACAAGGCAUCGGAGGCAUCAAGGACUCUGGAUGCCCUGUGCCGGGACCUUCUAAGAGCCGAUCCAGAGAAGCCCCUAAGCUCCCUGCUCUUGGAGUUCUUUGAGAAAGGGGACGUGGACCGAUCUGGUUUUGUCAAGGCUGAAGAGGUGACAUCCCUGCUGCGAGUCCAGCCAAGCCUUCAAGUGGCACCCGACAAGGAGCUGCAAAGUCUGAUCGAGUACAUGGACGUGAGUGGCACUGGCAACAUCAGUUAUGCCGCGCUUGUGAAAGGUCUCUACAUUGUGUGCCGCCCCGCGGUGAGAGCUGGGCAAUUGUCGCCAGAGACUCUGCUGGAUGACUGGCUCGAAGCCACGUGCAGCAUUUUGGUUUUCCAGUACGGCAUGGGGACUCUGUCAGGCUUAUUUCAGCAGGCACUGGCACCGGGAGAAACUCGCUGCAGUCCCAAAGUCUUUAAGCACAUCCUGCAAGCUUUGCCCGAGAUCCCGUAUGGCCCUGCUCUCAGCCACCAGCAGAUGGAAAGCCUUGUGGUCAGCUUGCCGUUGGAUGAGGACGGCCUCUUUGACUACCAGGAAUACCUGGCGAGCUUUGAAAUCGUAGAUGUUGAGCGAACCUAUUGA